Molecule: messenger RNA, 1068 nt
Organism: Acanthochromis polyacanthus (spiny chromis)
Lineage: Eukaryota; Metazoa; Chordata; Actinopteri; Pomacentridae
Gene: ccl25a
Product: chemokine (C-C motif) ligand 25a
Exons: 5
Coding region: 55-369 (104 amino acids)
Biological process (GO): cellular response to type II interferon; inflammatory response; G protein-coupled receptor signaling pathway
Cellular component (GO): extracellular region
Molecular function (GO): chemokine activity; CCR chemokine receptor binding
Source: RefSeq, a predicted model, not a curated record
GAGAGUUACAAGCUGCAUCUGGAGCACUGGAGAGCUGCCACUGUAGACUUCACCAUGCGGUUCAACGUGCUGUUCUUCAUGCUGGUCCUUUCUUAUCUCUGCCUUGCUUUGGCACAAGUGUCCUAUGAUGACUGCUGUCUAAAGUAUGUGAAGAAAAUGGGCCACAGCACUCAAAAGCAUGCAGUGAGGUACAGAGAGCAGAAGAUAGAUGGAGGCUGUAACAUCCCUGCCAUAAUCUUCACCAUGAGGAGGGGGCGCAUGUUUUGCACAGACCCCAGAGAGAAAUGGGUUCAAGACUUGAUGAAGAGGAUUGACAAAAGGGAAUCCAGAAAUGACAAGUACCAUUCACGGCAUUUGAACAGAGGCUGAGAUGACUGCCUGCUGUUCAUCGUUCUGCCCUCUGCCAUCUUAUUAUUAAACAACAAGAGGUUUUAUGGCAGUUUUAUGGUGGCUUACUGGAAGCUAAGUGAGGAGGCUGGCCAAGUAAAUCUUGUAGCAUUACUUUUGCUUUCACUCUGCACAGCCUAAAGGUCAAAAGCUUGUGUAGAGUUGCAGCAGCACUUCUUCUGAGUUGGGCUCUUGGGCCCAACUGGUCACCACAUAAUACCUAAUCUUUAAAUGCAUGGCUGCUUCAAUAACAACAUUUGUGACUGUUUUCUUGCCUUUUCAGACAUCAGAUACUCAAGAAGUUGUUUAAUGACAGAAGUAGUGAUGGAGUGUAAUGACAUGUAACCUUUAGAGUAGCUAUUUACUCCAUAAUGUGAGCAGUAAAAUAUUAUAAAAUGCUUAUGUGAACACACCAGCUGUUGUAUGUUAAUGAAUUUUUGAAAUGAGUGUCAUAGAAAAAGAGAAGCUGUCAAAAAAAAAUUCCUAAACUUUCCAACUGUAUAUGUGUUCAUUUAUUUUGUGUACAGGUUUUCUUACAGUAAAUAUACUCCAAUAAAAGCAUUACUUUCCUACCAUUCCCCACAAUGUUGUUUAAAGUUUUAUGAUUAUGUUCAUAUAAUUGUUUUGAUAUUUUUCUUUUGGUCUGUGUCACAGUAUGUGAUAAAGAGAAAAUGGAACACA